AUGACAUGGGUUACUUCUGAAGAAAUUGAACAUCUUAAGAUGUCUGUCAAUGUUUCUUCACCAAGGGAGCGACUUCGCACUUCUUUAGCUCCUUCUGCUCUGGAGCAUGUUAGUUCCUUAGACAUUGAUUCAGAUGUUAAUAGUAUACGAUUUUCUUCAAUAAUAUGCACAAUUGGACCAGCCUCCAGGGAUGUCAGUGUGCUCGAGAACAUGAUCGAUGUUGGAAUGAAUAUUGCUCGACUGAAUUUUUCACAUGGUACCCAUGAAUACCAUGCCGAGACUAUUGCCAAUGUAAGGGAAGCUAACGAGAACUAUAACAGUAAGCAUCCUACUAAGCAUCAAGUAGCCAUUGCUCUCGAUACCAAGGGACCAGAAAUUCGUACAGGAUUGCUUGAAGGUGGUCCUAGUGCAGAAGUUGAACUUAAAAAAGGAGAAACGAUCCGUUUGACGACUGAACCACAGUUUUCUUCCAAAGGGACAGCAUCUGAAUUAUUUGUUGACUAUCCUAAUAUGCCAAAAGUUGUUCAGCCCGGCAAUUUGAUCUACAUAGAUGAUGGUCUCAUCAGUCUUAGAGUAAAACAAAUAGGGCCAACUACUAUUGUAUGCAAUAUUGAAAAUGGUGGUAUGCUAGGUAGCAAAAAAGGUGUUAAUUUACCUGGAAUAAAUGUAGAUUUGCCUCACAUAUCAGAAAAAGAUCGUGCUGACCUAAAAUUUGGUGUUGAGCAAGGAGUUGAUAUGGUUUUUGCAUCCUUCAUCCGAAGUGCUGCUGCAAUCAAAGAAAUUCGGUCUGUACUUGGUGAAGAAGGAAAAAAAAUAAUGAUAAUCUCAAAAAUUGAAAAUCAUGAGGGCGUAAAGAAAUUAGAUGAAAUAAUUGAAGCCUCUGAUGGAAUUAUGGUAGCACGUGGUGAUCUUGGUAUUGAAAUACCAACUGAAAAAGUAUUCCUUGCUCAGAAGUGUAUGAUUGCAAAAUGUAAUUUGGCAGGAAAGCCAGUUAUUUGUGCUACUCAAAUGCUCGAAUCAAUGAUCAAAAAGCCGCGACCUACAAGAGCUGAAAGCUCUGAUGUUGCUAACGCGAUUCUUGAUGGAGCUGAUUGUGUUAUGUUGUCCGGUGAAACUGCUAAAGGAGAUUAUCCUCUUGAGUGCGUUAAGACCAUGGCAAACAUAUGCAAAGAGGCCGAAACUGUGGUUUGGCAUAAACAACUUUUUGAAGAUCUUGUUAGUUUGUCUCCAACUCCAAUGGAUGCAACCCAAAGUAUUGCUGUAGCUGCUGUUGAAGCUUCAGCAAAAUCUCUUGCUAAUGCAAUCAUAGUAAUUACGACUACAGGUCGUUCUGCCUAUCAAAUAGCUAAGUAUCGACCAAGAUGUCCUAUAAUUGCUGUAACUAGGCAUCAGCAAGUCGCUAGGCAAUGCCACCUCUUCAGAGCUGUGUUACCCGUUUACUAUGACAAACCUGUGGAGAAUGACUGGCUGAAGGAUAUCGAUGCAAGAAUAAUAUAUGCCCUGACAGUCGGAGAGCAGCACGGCUUCAUCAAAACAAAUGAUGUUGUCGUUGUUGUGACUGGUUGGAAAAGAGGAGCUGGUCAUACCAACACCCUUCGACUAAUUACCGUGCCAGAGAAGUUGGAUGGUAACUCUGCAUUCGCUCAAUAUCAGUAA
Molecule: messenger RNA, 1656 nt
Organism: Nezara viridula (southern green stink bug)
Lineage: Eukaryota; Metazoa; Arthropoda; Insecta; Hemiptera; Pentatomidae
Source: the annotation of a GenBank genome assembly